This is a messenger RNA of Rhododendron vialii, 1311 nucleotides long. RefSeq lists its product as uncharacterized. The record is from RefSeq and is a predicted model, not a curated record. Lineage: Eukaryota; Viridiplantae; Streptophyta; Magnoliopsida; Ericales; Ericaceae. Gene Ontology annotation, molecular function: nucleotidase activity. Gene Ontology annotation, cellular component: cytosol. The coding region runs from base 141 to 1067 and encodes 308 amino acids. The transcript is spliced from 10 exons.
UUUCAGUUUUUUUAUCUAAUAGACUUGCACUGACCUUAUCUAAUCCCAGGACCGCGAGGUUAACCGCCGGCCUAACUAAACAGAGCUCGAUCUUCUUUAACCACCAAUCCAAACGAAGUGUCCCGCUAUCUUCGCCGGAGAUGGGUUCUAAUGACGGCGCCGGCGAUCGGCCGACAAUUAUGGUAACCAACGACGACGGAAUCGACGCUCCAGGUUUGCAAGCUCUGGUUCGUGUCCUCGUCUCCACUAAUAGAUUCAAAGUUCUGGUCUGUGCCCCCGAUUCGGAAAAGUCUGCUGUUAGUCACAGCAUUACUUGGAGCCAUGCUGUUUCCGUCAAGCGAGUAGAUAUUGGUGGAGCAACAGCAUUUGCAGUCUCCGGAACCCCGGCGGAUUGUACUUCUUUGGGAAUCUCCAAAGCACUCUUCCCUUCAGUGCCUGAUCUGGUAAUCAGUGGCAUUAAUAUGGGUAGUAACUGUGGUUAUGACAUUGUCUAUUCAGGGACAGUAGCUGGUGCUCGAGAGGCUUUCUUUAAUGGUGUCCCAUCUCUCUCUUUAUCAUAUCACUGGGUUAGAGGCACUAGCACCAUUCGUGAUUUCACUCUGGCUGCAGAGGCUUGCUUACCCAUCAUAUAUGCUAUAUUGGCAGAGAUCAAGAAUAAGACAUACCCUAACACAUGUUUCUUGAAUAUAGAUCUGCCAACGAAUGUUGUUAUUCAUAAGGGAUAUAAGUUAACAAAGCAGGGCAAAAGUUUUAACAAAAUGGGCUGGAGGCAAGUGACUUCCGACACACAGGGAGGAAAAAUGUUAUCGACAAUGACUAUGGAGACAAAUUCAAUAACAAGCUCAGAUGUGGAUUUGCCAACCAUAUCAGGAGAAAGCCUCUUAUUCGAGAGAGCAGUAAGAAGAGCCCAUGUUGACGACAAUGAUACAGAUUUCCCUUGCCUUCAAAAAGGAUAUAUAACUGUCACUGCUCUAGGCGCCCUAUCUGAUGCAGCUUCAGAUUGCCAGGCAUACUUAAAAGAGUGGCUCCCUGGUGUGGCUCCCCGCUUUUCUUCUUCGGCCUUAUAAUGAAGAUGUACGCAUUUAAGCUGAAAAAGAGCUUUUCUACCUAUGUUGAAGGCGAUCCGUCUAUUAUCUUUUAUAGGGAAGCCCUAUUGCCCUGCUCACUGAAUUGUGAGUGUUUAUGUUGUUGCAUAGCAAACUCCUAAAGGGUAUCUAUGAAUCUUUUAUUUCAUUUUGUAGGAAUCCCAUGGAUUGAUUUGUUGGACUACUGAUAUAUUUGCAUAAUUCAAAGAAUAUUGAUGUUUUUUCA